Molecule: messenger RNA, 1753 nt
Organism: Lactuca saligna
Lineage: Eukaryota; Viridiplantae; Streptophyta; Magnoliopsida; Asterales; Asteraceae
Source: the annotation of a GenBank genome assembly
AUGGAAAAUUUGAUUGGGAGUGAUGAUGAUAAUGCAGAGUAUGAAGGGGAUGGAGAAUCUGAAGAGGGUAAUCAAGAGUAUGAAGAGGAUGAUGAAUCUCAAGAAAGUGAUCCAAAUUUUGAAGAGUAUGAUGAAUCUGAAAAUAGUGAUCCAGAGUAUGAAGAAGAUGAGAGACAAAUAGAAGAUGAAGAUCAUAUGGAUGACAUAAUGGAUGUUGACAACAAUAUACAGGAUGUGGAUGUGGACAUGGGAGACUUCACUCUCAAUGUUGAAAGUGAUGUGGAAGGUUCUUGUAUAAAUGUUGUUCAUGGGCAUGAACCUGAAGAUAUGGAAGUGAUUAACAAUGAGGAAUUUGAAUCUUUGGAUGAAGGAUCCGACCAAGACAGAGAGAGAAGAGCUCUUAUCAAGAAUUUGAGAAAAGAAAAAAGGUGCAGUCUUGGGGUAGUACAUAAACAAUCUUUUUCAGUUGGAGAUAAAUUUAAUAGUAAAAAAGAAUUAAAGGAGGCAAUUGAUCUGCAUGCACUAGAAUCAAGAAGGAAUCUUUUCUUUAAAAAAAAUGACAAUGUAAGGCUUAGGGCACAGUGUAGAGGUGUUGUACCUGUCACCAAUAAAGGCCAAGUGGGUAGUCAAGCUACCACUUCAAAAAGAAAGGGUAAAGAAUUAAAGACACAAAAAGUAACAUGUGGUUGGUACAUUCAUGCAUCUAGGUCAAAUCCUGAAUCCGACUGGUUUAUAAGGACCUUAAACCAAACUCACACAUGUUUGCAAACAAGGAAACUCAGGGCUUGUACUGCUUCUUUAAUCAGCAAGAAAAUCUUUGAUCAAGUUGAGGCGAAUCCAGAUAUACCUUUGAGAGCUAUACAAGAUCACUUUCAAAAGACCUACCAAGUGGGUGUUAGUAUGGACAAGGUGUUCAGGGCAAAGGAUAAGGCAAGAAAGCAUGUAACUGGUGACUACACAAAGCAGUAUGAACUGUUGAGGGACUAUGUUCUCGAACUUCAAGCCACCAACCCAGACACCACAGUGAAAAUAGAUGUAUGUUCUGAGCCUAACCCUGAUUCCCCAACUAGGCAGUUUAGAAGAAUUUAUGUGUGCUUGGGUCCACUGAAAAAAGGGUUCAAGGCAUGCCUUAGGGACUUAUUAGGUUUUGAUGGUGCCUUCAUGAAAGGACCAUUCCCUGGGCAAGUCCUUUCAGCAGUUGGUCUUGAUUCCAAUAAUGGAAUUUACCCAUUAGCAUAUGGGAUUGUUGAGUCUGAAAACACAGAAAGCUGGAAAUGGUUUUUAGAUAACCUUGGGGAUGACUUGGACCUUGGAAGAAACUCAAAUUUUACUUUCAUAAGUGACAGGCAAAAGGGUUUACAUACUGCAGUUGAGCAAAUUUUUCCCAAUGCUGAGCAUAGAUAUUGUAUCAGACAUAUUCAUGACAAUAUGAGGAAAAGAUGGAGGCAAACAGAGUACAGGGACCACUUAUGGAGGUGUGCAUCAGCUACCACCAUUCCUGAGUUUGAACAUUUGAUGAAGGAGUUUAGUCAGUAUGAUAAGGAGGCAUGUGAAUGGUUGAAGCAAAUUCCUCCUAAACAUUGGGCAAGGAGUCAUUUUUCAGGAAGAGCAGUUUCUGAUGUGUUGAUAUCAAACAUGUGUGAAGUGUUUAAUGGGAAGAUAGAGAAAGGAAGGAUAAACCUGUCAUUGGAUGUUUAGAAUUCAUAAGGGAGUAUCUAAUGAAGAGGAUAUGCAAUGUCAUGAAGGAAAUGAA